AUGGUAAAGGCAGGGACGGCUCUCCAAGUUUUCUAUUCUAAAAUGCUACACGUGACGUGUGCAGCCCAUGGUUUGCACAGAGUAGCAGAACAGGUUAGAUCUCAUUUCAGUACAGUGGAUAAGUUAAUAGCAAGUGUGGAACAAGUAUUCAAAAAAGCUCCGAGUCGGUUACAAUUAUUUAAAAAUGAACUUCCUAGAGUAAACUUGCCGCCAGAACCAGUUAUUACACGUUGGGGAACCUGGAUUAAUGCAGCUACCUAUGAUUGCGAGAAUAUACAAGCUGUUCGUCAUAUUAUUGGAUUAAUCGACCAAGAAGAUGCGAUUAGUAUUCAAAAAGCAAAAAAAUGUUUAGGCAACCUUAAUCUUGAAAAUAACUUGGCAUACAUUAAAUCAAAUUUUUCUAUUUUAUCUGUAGCCAUUGAUAAAUUGCAAACAAAAAAUCUGUCUUUAGCCACAUCAUUAAAUAUUAUUGAAAAUAUCGAAGAAACACUGAAAAUACUAAAUGGUAAACAUGGUAAACCUAUAUAUCUCAAAUUAAAAAACGUUUUAGAAAAAAAUAGUAGUUUGUCUAAAUUAAAACAUAUUUCAAAUAUCUUGGAUGGUGAAGAACAUACAAAUAUUGCCUUUCAGGAUUCUGAUCAGAGUGACUAA
Molecule: messenger RNA, 651 nt
Organism: Macrosiphum euphorbiae (potato aphid)
Lineage: Eukaryota; Metazoa; Arthropoda; Insecta; Hemiptera; Aphididae
Source: the annotation of a GenBank genome assembly